UUUUCCAGUGGUCCCCGGGCACUCGGAAGGAGGGGGACCGUGUGCCGCGGAUAGAUGCUCUACCAGUAGCAAAUGAUCAUGGGAGCUCCGGGCGUUUAUUCCAGAGGGCUGCUGAUUCUUCUCCUGGUACCCCUGUUGCUUGGCAGAUGGUCAGGUGCUGAAGGGCAGAAGGUGGAGGUGUUGCAGUCACCGGGAUCCCUGUCAGUGUCGGCUGGAGAGAACCUCACUCUGACUUGCACAUUAAAAGGGGUUUAUCUACCAGGAGGCGUGAGAUGGCACAAGGGCUCAGACAGGCGUCAGCCAACCAUUUAUAGUCAAAAAGAAGCCUUUUCCUCCCGGGUGAUCAGAGUUGUCCCUGGAUCAAGCACAGACUUCACCAUCAGCAUCACAGACAUCCGGCCUGAGGAUGCCGGGACCUAUUACUGCGUGAAGUACAGAGCAAGAGCCACCGGGGAGACGGAAGAAGCCUCUGGGGAGGGCACGGUGGUCUCUGUGAUUGCCUCCCCGUCCAAGCCAAUCAUCAAUGCCCCCCUCAGCAGAGUGGCACCGGGGACCACGGUUACCUUCAACUGCAGCACAGGUGGAUUCUCCCCCCGUGACAUCGCAGUCACCUGGUUAAAGGGCACGAACGUAAUCCAAGCCUCAGAGACGGUCAUUCUGCCCCAAGACGGGAAGAACUCCUACCGGGCCGAGAGCUCUGUGCAAGUGCAGCUCACCAGAGAGGAUGUGAUGACCCAGCUCACCUGCCGGAUCAAGCACAAGACUGUUCAGGGCGUCCUGGAGGAACGUUUUAGUCUUGCCGACGUCCUAAGAGUUCCACCCAAAGUGGUCGUGAAAACCAACCCGACUUCCCCUGUCAUGUUGAAUGCGAACGUGACCAUCACCUGCGACGUGCUGGGAUUCUAUCCAAACGAUACGAGCUUGGACUUCUUUGACAAUAACAACAAAAGCGAAACAAGAAAGGCUUACCCGUUGACCCAGAAUCGGGAUGGGACGUUCUCCCUCAACGGCAUCCUGGAGGUGACAGCAACCGAAGAGAGGAACCAGUCGGUAUUUACCUGCCUGGUCAGGCAUAAUUCUCAGCCUCCCGUUAAUGAGACCGUAAUUCUUACAAUCAAAGCACAGAUUGGAGAUAACGGAAGUUCCAGUAAUCUUGGAGAUAGCGAUACGAGAAUGUUCAUCAUAGUGGCGGUAGUUUGCGUGCUCCUCGUUCUGUUGGUGAUAGCCGUCAUCUACUUGAUCCAUGCGAGACACAACAAGGAUAAAGACCCCACAUCUGUAAGGCUACAUGAAUCUGAGAAGGGUUCUGGGGGGACAAAUCAGGAUCCCGAUCCCAACAACGUCACGUACGCAGAUCUCAACUUUGACAAGGCCCCCAAGAAGAGCCCCCGCCAGGUGGUGGAAACCAGCCAGCAGUCCGAGUACGCCAGCAUCCAGACGGCCAAACCGGCUGCCAACGACGACAACGUCACCUAUGCAGAUUUGGACAUGGUGCACCUGAGCAAAGCCCCCAAGAGACCCGCGCCGCAGCCCGAGGAGGCCACUUCGGAAUACGCCAGCGUGCAGGUGCAGAGCAAAUGAUCUACGGCCCCCGUCGCCGGCUGUCUGUGGCUUGCCGGCCCUCGUGCGGGGUCGUCCGAGACCUCCUUGCUGGGCUGGGAUUCUCGGUCUUGUCUCCAUGCUGGGUCUCAAUGGAGUCGCCGUGGGAUUUGCCUGCCAAGCGGCGGUUCCUGCAACUUCUUUGAGCGGAACUUACUGUAUGCAGCCAAGGUCCAGGAGGAAACGAAUCGGUGCUACACAGAAAUUGCAUCCUGGUAUUUGGGCUAGUUCAUUGUGCCUCUUCCUUCCCCGUUUACCUUGUGGAUGGGAGAAGCCUAGACCAACUAAGGAUCUAACACCGCUUUUAUCACUGGAACAUG
This is a messenger RNA of Elgaria multicarinata webbii, 1919 nucleotides long. Its product is annotated as tyrosine-protein phosphatase non-receptor type substrate 1-like. The record is from RefSeq and is a predicted model, not a curated record. Lineage: Eukaryota; Metazoa; Chordata; Lepidosauria; Squamata; Anguidae. The transcript is spliced from 9 exons. The coding region runs from base 73 to 1581 and encodes 502 amino acids. Gene Ontology annotation, cellular component: plasma membrane.